Molecule: messenger RNA, 3419 nt
Organism: Mesocricetus auratus (golden hamster)
Lineage: Eukaryota; Metazoa; Chordata; Mammalia; Rodentia; Cricetidae
Product: C-C chemokine receptor type 5
Exons: 2
Coding region: 156-1220 (354 amino acids)
Biological process (GO): inflammatory response; chemotaxis; G protein-coupled receptor signaling pathway
Cellular component (GO): cytoplasm; membrane
Molecular function (GO): C-C chemokine receptor activity; chemokine (C-C motif) ligand 5 binding
Source: RefSeq, a predicted model, not a curated record
AGAAACUGUGUUUCUUACUUUAUACUGCCUAUAUGUUUAAAUUGUACAACUCUCAUAACCAGAGGAGCUGUGACAUCCGUUCCCCCUACAAGAAACUCUGGUAAAUCACCUCUCAGACAUCCGUUCCCCCUACAAGAAACUCUGAUUGUUACAGGAUGGAUUUUCAAGUGUCAAGUCCGACCUAUCUCUAUGACCUUGAUUAUAGUAUGUCAGCACCCUGCCGAAAAGCCGAUGUAAAACAAAUUGCAGCCCAGCUCCUGCCACCACUCUACUCUCUGGUAUUCAUCUUUGGCUUUGUGGGUAACAUGUUGGUCUUCCUCAUCCUGAUAAAGUUCAAAAAGCUGAAGAGCAUGACUGACAUCUACCUGCUCAACCUGGCCAUCUCUGACAUGCUCUUCUUGCUCACUCUCCCAGUCUGGGCUCACUAUGCUGCAGAUGAGUGGGUCUUUGGGGGUAUAAUGUGCAAAUUAUUCACAGGGCUCUAUCACAUUGGUUAUUUUGGUGGAAUCUUCUUCAUUAUCCUCCUGACAAUUGAUAGGUACUUGGCUAUUGUCCAUGCUGUGUUUGCUCUAAAAGCCAGGACGGUCACCUUUGGGGUGAUGACAAGUGGAGUCACUUGGGUGGUGGCUGUGUUUGCCUCUGUCCCAGAAAUAAUCUUUACCAGAUCUCAAAAAGAAGAUCUUUAUAAUACAUGUAGUCCUCAUUUUCCACACACCCAGUAUCACUUCUGGAAGAGGUUCCAAACGUUAAAGAUGGUCAUCUUGAGCCUGGUCCUGCCCCUACUUGUCAUGGUCAUCUGCUACUCAGGAAUCCUCCACACCUUGUAUCGCUGUAAGAAUGAGAAGAAGAGGCACAGGGCUGUGAGGCUCAUCUUUGCCAUCAUGAUUGUCUACUUUAUCUUCUGGACUCCCUACAACAUUGUCCUUCUCCUGAUGACCUUCCAGGAAUUCUUUGGGCUGAAUAAUUGCAGUAGUUCUAAUAGACUAGACCAGGCUAUGCAGGUGACAGAGACUCUUGGAAUGACACACUGCUGCAUCAAUCCUGUCAUCUAUGCCUUUGUUGGGGAGAAGUUCCGGAAUUAUCUCUCAGUGUUCUUUCAAAAACACAUUGUCAAACGCUUUUGUAAGCACUGUCCAAUCUUCCAACAAGACAGUCUUGAUCGUAUGAACUCAGUCUAUACCCGGUCCACAGGGGAGCAGGAUGUUUCUACUGGUUUAUGACCUGGAUUGAGUUUUGUAUAUUAGUUUUCUAUGUAGCUUGGGAGUAGAAAUGUUUUUUUAAAAAAGAAGUUAUCAUAAUAGAGGGCUUAAGAUACAUACAUGUUUUAGAUAUUUAUUUUAGAUAGAUAUUGGGUCUUUAGAAAGCCAAAUGAGAAUAUAUUGAUGAGUAGUGAUCCCUGGUCUCAUUCCCACUUACCUCUAGUUAUUGGCAAACUCUUCUUUAGCCACAAAAAUUCACUGUAAAAAAUGUCCCAAGAGUUGGGAGGUUUUUUUUUUUUUAAGUUUGACUAUCUGAACAGAAAUAACAGUUUCAAUCAAGAAGAAUAUACAAGGAAAAUUCAGGUUAUAAAUGUACUUUAAAUAGAUACUUGUCUUGUCCUGAGAAGAAAAGAUGAGAGUGUGAUUAGUUAGGAAAUAGAUAACUAAGCUGCAUAAAUUAGUUCCAUAGACUUGUAUGAUCCGGUGACUGCUCCGUAGCCUGGGAGGGCCGGGAACACAUCCCUUUUUAAGAAGGGAUUUGAAUUGGAGCAUACGUGAGUAAAUGAGAGGGAAGUCUUUCUUUGAGUGGUGCACAAGCAAAACAACUAGACCUGUGACUAGUUGGAAAGGCCAUGGAGAGAAAGGUCAAGGCUGGAUCAUAACACAUCUUGGCAGCAUUGCUCCUUCAAAGUUAUGAGCAGGGUGGAAGCACCUAGACAGAUUUGUACAAAGCUUUUUUCAUGGCUUUGGCAAGCAAUUAAGGAAAGUCGAUCAGCAGCAAUAAGGUCAGGGUGAGAGAUCAAGUCGCCUGGGCUAGCCAGUAGGGAAGUACCAUUUCUGCAUAUAGAAUAUAGAGUCAGCAGAACUUGGGGUACAUUGGAGGUAGAGGGGAACAAGAACCUCUAGGCUCAAGCAGAUUGGAAUAACCAUUGGAGAAACAAAUACAAAAGAGUAGUACAGGAAAGAAUCUGGCUUAGGAGGGUAGUCUCAUUUUACAGCCUGUUGCCUCAGGCUGAUAUUUUGUUCCCACCCUCAGACCCAAAUCUUGCCAUACCAGCUUUGCAUACUAAGGAUUAACCAGGGGACUGUGAAACAUCUGGCUUAUGGAUCAUGAGCCUGAAGUUUAAGAACAAUAAGGACACCUUGUGGAUUCAGCUGAGGGCUACUUAUAUAGUUUGAACCCAGAGCUUUACAACCUUGAGUAGAGGCCCUAAGAUAUGAGGGAAGAUAAUCAAUUUUCUCUAUUUACCUAAUAAUCAGCAAAUCUGAGAGAUAAACCAUCCUUUUAGAAAGAAGUUGCUGUGAGCUUCAGAAAUUAUGAAAGUGUAAUUACCGCCCUCUGUGUUCCAGGCUAAGUGUGAAGGCUUCAGUUACUCUUUACAAAUGGCUUCUCCACACAAACUGCUAAAUUUAGCCAUUGCAGAGAGGUUUGGGUUUUUGUUCGUUUUUGCAGUUGCUAUUUAUGAUAUGGUUUUGAAUUUUGGAGCGGUUAAGAACUUCAUAGUGAAGACUAAGGGAAGAAACAAAAGGGUGAGAAUCACCCAGAGGAUUAAAGUGUCUGGCUAACAAAAGGUGCUAUUUUUUUUCAAGCUCUGAAUGUGAAACCAGAGCCUUGUGGCUGCCAGCAGGAAGUGAGCAUUUGUUCUUUUCUUUCCUGGGAUCCACAUUUUCUCCCCCAAUAUGUAGCUGAGACUAGACUCAAACUCAUGAUCCGCCUUCCUCCAUCUCAAGCACUGAGAUUAAAGGUGUAUAUGAACACACUCAGCUCCGUAUUUUUAUAUUCCUAAGCAUAUAGAAAGUUGCAAAUUCUUUGAAGAUAAUACGAGUCUUAUAAAAAGUGCUUUGCAAAAAAAAGUGCAUUUUUUGUUCUUUCAAUCAAGUGUACAUUUAAUGAAUAGUACAUAAAAUUAUGAGAUCAUUUUAUAAGUAGUUGUUUUGGAGAACAUCCCCAAAUAGUACUUAUUUAAAUAUAGUCUUUAUCUUAUUUGGAUAGUGAUUGUAUUUCCUUUAAAAUAUUUUUAAGUCAACUUUCUCCCUAAGACAAAUUGUUAUAAUUUGUUGUUAAAGGUGUUACUUCUAAACGUGUAGCUCCUGGUCAGAGUUGCCUUGAAAGAGUGUAAUUUUAAAUUGUGCUUACCCUUAACCAAAGGCGUUUUAAUAUAUUUACAAAUUGAUGUCAGUGGUCAAGAAUCUGAUUUAAAAUAAACACAUGCAACUGUG